This is a messenger RNA of Exophiala dermatitidis NIH/UT8656, 1476 nucleotides long. RefSeq lists its product as uncharacterized. The coding region runs from base 87 to 1070 and encodes 327 amino acids. The record is from RefSeq and is a predicted model, not a curated record. Gene Ontology annotation, molecular function: oxidoreductase activity. NCBI's taxonomy places the organism in Eukaryota, Fungi, Ascomycota, Eurotiomycetes, Chaetothyriales, Herpotrichiellaceae. The transcript has a single exon.
CCGGGGUACUUGAACCGACCCUUUUUCAGAAGCUGACAUUGAUUCGAUUCAAUCUCCAAGCACGAAAACCAACACAGCGGUAAGACAUGAGGGUGACAAUCGAAAAGGCCCAGCAGCUAGCGAGCCAAGCACUCUUGAAGAUCGGGUUUAGCGAGGAAGAUACAACCAUCGUUUCUGACCACCUCAUUGACAGCGAACUCCGUGGCUAUGGAAUCGCAGGGCUCGCAAGGAUUCUGAGCAUUGCCGACAGGCUCAAUGGACAGACGCCCAGGCAUCAAGUUCAAGUUACUACCGAAUCACCAACGUCAGCUCAACUUGAUGGCAAGGACACGCUCGGGUAUCUAGUCGCUCACCAAGCAACCUCCAUGGCAAUUGCCAAGGCAAAGACCCAAGGCAUUUCAGCCAUCGGGGCCAGCAAUACCUACUACACUGGCAUGCUCUCUUACUAUGCCGAGAUGGCUGCUGCGGCAGAUUUGGUCACCAUUAUCGCCUCUCACUGCACCCCAUGGGUGGCCCCGGAGGGCACAUACAAGCCUUUACUGGGGACGAAUCCUUUUUGCAUUGGUUUUCCCAGCCCUGACGUGCCAAUCAUCUACGACAUUGGUACAUCAAGGAUAAUCCAUGCUCAAGUUAUGCUUGCCAUGCGGAAAAACGAACAGCUCCCCCCGGAUACUGCCUUUGAUGAGAACGGCGAGAUGACCACAGAUCCAGAAAAGGCUCUCAAGGGUGCUCUGGCGGUUUGGGGAGGAGCUAAAGGCAGCGGAUUGGCAAUCGCGGUCCAGCUAUUAGGCAUCCUCGCCGGAGCUCCUGCAUUGCCACCAAAUUUGGAGGAUUUCGGGUUUUUCAUCGUUGCCAUUGAUCCAGCAAAAUUCAGGCCAGUGUCUGAUUUUAAAUCCGAGGUUGGCAAGCUCGUUAAUGCGUUCCACUCGGCUCCCACACUGGCGGGGAAAGACGCUCUCAGGUUGCCAUUCGAACGGUCAAACAAACGUCGCUCUCAGAUUCGAGCUGCGGGGUAUCUGGACGUGGAUGACAUCGUGAUUGAGCGGUUGGAAACUUUGGUGAAACAGUAGUCCACAGAAAUCUUUUGACGCCAAUCUCUACAAACAAGUAUCGAAACCGAAUAUCAUUAAAUUGGCAACGUGAAUGGUGAUGAGCAGCGUAGGUAGUGCCAGGUAUUCUGCCAAGCUCGUUUAUCAUCGAUCAGGAACUACCAUUCCGGGCUUGGGUCGCGUUAUCAAGAUUUGUUCGUGCAAGCUCAAAGGGAAUGGUGGAGUUUGAUAAGUGGCGCCUUGUUAGUUGAAGUACACAGAACGCCGAGUUCUUUUGCUGACUUUUUGAGUAUACUGUGCGCAAUCGACGAGAGAAUGCUUUGUCUUUUGAGCUUAAGUCGAUGAAUGCCUGGGCCGCUGAGCCUCUUACCCUGGACCAUAAUAUAUAAUGUAGAUCCGCGAAACAAGAAGUCUCUGCUCUUCCAAA